Molecule: messenger RNA, 1814 nt
Organism: Aspergillus alliaceus
Lineage: Eukaryota; Fungi; Ascomycota; Eurotiomycetes; Eurotiales; Aspergillaceae
Gene: hscA
Product: putative Hsp70 chaperone (HscA)
Exons: 5
Coding region: 168-1295 (375 amino acids)
Biological process (GO): vesicle-mediated transport; cellular response to unfolded protein; protein refolding
Cellular component (GO): cytosol; nucleus; plasma membrane
Molecular function (GO): ATP-dependent protein folding chaperone; misfolded protein binding; ATP hydrolysis activity
Source: RefSeq, a predicted model, not a curated record
UUUUUGCCCUCCCCUCAGAACACUCCAAUUUUUUUUUCUUCUUCUACCGCUUCCACCUCAACACCUGGAGUGAAUCUUAUAAUUCUCUCCUUCUCUCAAAAUUUUUGUUUCUUUCAUCUCCAUUUUUCAUCGCCUUUUUUCUUCUACAUUCUCCUUCUUUUAUCACUAUGUCUGACGAAGUUUACGAAGGCGCCAUUGGUAUUGACCUUGGCACAACCUACUCCUGCGUUGCCAACUAUGAAGGCACCAACGUUGAAAUCAUUGCCAACGAGCAGGGUAGCUACACAACUCCAUCCUUCGUUUCUUUCACCGAGAAGGAGCGCUUGAUUGGUGAGGCCGCAAAGAACCAGGCGGCUAUGAACCCGAGGAACACUAUCUUCGAUAUCAAGCGUCUUAUCGGCCGUCGGUAUGAGGAUCCUAUUGUCAAGAAGGAUGUCGAAUCGUGGCCCUUCAAGGUUGUUGAUCAAGGUGGAAACCCCGCCGUUGAGGUUGAAUACCUUGGGGAGACGAAGACUUUCACUCCCCAGGAGAUUUCCUCCAUGGUUCUGCUGAAGAUGAAAGAAGUUGCCGAGACAAAGCUCGGAAAGAAGGUUGAAAAGGCAGUCAUCACUGUGCCAGCCUACUUCAACGACAACCAGCGUCAGGCGACCAAGGAUGCCGGUGCCAUCUCGGGCCUUAACGUCCUUCGUAUCAUCAACGAACCCACUGCUGCUGCCAUUGCCUACGGUCUUGGCUCCGGAAAGUCCGACAAGGAACGCAAUGUCCUUAUCUAUGACCUCGGUGGUGGUACCUUCGAUGUGUCCCUGUUGAACAUUCAGGGAGGUGUCUUCACUGUCAAGGCUACCGCUGGUGAUACUCACCUUGGUGGACAAGAUUUUGAUACCAACUUGCUUGAACACUUCAAGAAGGAAUUUCAGCGUAAGUCUGGAAAGGACCUCUCGGGUGACCCUAGAGCCUUGCGUCGCCUGAGAACAGCUUGUGAGCGUGCGAAGCGCACCCUGUCCAAUGCCACUCAGACGACUGUCGAGAUUGAUUCUCUGUUUGAUGGAGAGGAUUUCAACUCCUCCAUCACCCGUGCUCGUUUCGAGGAUCUGAAUGCCAAGUCUUUCUCUGGUACCCUUGAGCCAGUGCAGCAGGUUCUCAAAGACUCUGGUCUUGAGAAGAGCAAGGUUGAUGAGAUCGUGCUUGUUGGUGGUUCUACUCGUAUCCCACGCAUCCAGAAGCUUCUUAGUGACUUCUUCGACGGAAAGAAGCUUGAGAAGGUGAGUUUUUCUUCUUUUUUCCAACUUGGUUGACUCCUGCAUGAAAGGCAUCGGCUGAUCAAGAUUUAUAGAGCAUCAACCCUGAUGAAGCUGUUGCCUACGGUGCUGCCGUCCAGGCUGGUAUUCUCUCUGGAAAGGCUACUUCUGCUGAGACUCAGGACCUUCUGUUGCUUGACGUUGUUCCUCUCUCUCUUGGUGUUGCUAUGGAGGGUAACAUCUUUGCCCCUGUGGUGCCUCGUGGACAGACUGUCCCUACCAUCAAGAAGCGUACUUUCACCACUGUCGUGGACAACCAGACUACUGUCCAGUUCCCCGUAUACCAGGGUGAACGCACUAACUGUGCAGACAACACUUCUCUUGGAGAGUUCACCUUGGCUCCUAUUCCCCCCAUGAGAGCUGGCGAAGCUGCCCUUGAGUGUGUCUUCGAAGUUGAUGUCAACGGUAUCCUUAAGGUCACCGCAACUGAGAAGUCUUCCGGUCGUACUGCAAACAUCACUAUCUCGAAUGCCGUUGGUAAGCUCUCUACCACGGAGAUUGAGCAAAUGAUCGACG